AUGACUUCUUCAACCACUCAUCCUGCUAUUGUGUUCACCGAUUGGGAUGGUACCGUUACUUUACAAGAUUCCAAUGAUUAUUUAACUGAUAACAUUGGAUUUGGGUUAAAGAAACGUUCAGAAAUUAAUGAUGAAAUCUUAAAUGGUAGUCAAUCAUUUAGAGAUGGAUUUAGAGAAAUGUUAGAAUCUGUUACAACUCCAUUUCCUGAAUGUAUUGAUAUUUUAUUAAAAAAUGUGCAAUUAGAUCCUGGUUUUAAACAUUUUUAUCAUUGGUGUGAAUCAAAAAAUAUUCCUGUUAUUGUUAUAAGUUCAGGUAUGAGACCAAUUAUUUAUGCUUUAUUAAAAAAUUUAGUAGGUGAAGAAGCUAUUAAAAAUAUUGAAAUUAUUAGUAAUGAAGUUGAAAUUGAUGAAAAAUCAAAAAAAUGGGAUAUUAUUUAUAAAGAUCCAGAAUCCCCUUUUGGUCAUGAUAAAGCAAGAUCCAUUAAACAAUAUUUAACUAAACAUGGAUAUAAUGAAUCAAAUACUCCAUUAUUAUUUUAUUCUGGUGAUGGUGUAUCUGAUUUAUCAGCUGCAAAGGAAACAAAUUUAUUAUUCGCCAAACAUGGUAAAGAUUUAAUUAAAUAUUGUAUUAGAGAAAAUAUUCCCUAUACUGAAUUUAAUUCAUUUGAAGAUAUUUUAUCAAAAAUUACAACUAUAAUUGAAGCUGAUGGUAAAAAUAUUAACGAUUUCAUUGAAAAUAAAUAA
Molecule: messenger RNA, 744 nt
Organism: Scheffersomyces coipomensis
Lineage: Eukaryota; Fungi; Ascomycota; Pichiomycetes; Serinales; Debaryomycetaceae
Product: putative phosphoric monoester hydrolase
Exons: 1
Coding region: 1-744 (247 amino acids)
Molecular function (GO): phosphatase activity
Source: RefSeq, a predicted model, not a curated record